AUGUCCAACAACCAUGCUGCCUGGUUGACGGGCAACAAGGCCCGUCCCCUUCAAGUGGAAUCAGCACCGUACACCAGCCCACGCGAAGGUCAGAUUGUGGUCCGCAACUACGCCACAGCCAUCAAUCCUGUCGACUGGAGACUGCAAGACCUCGGAACUUCUCUGAUGUACAAAUGGAUCAAAUACCCUUGCAUCCUUGGAUCCGAUGUCGCGGGCGUAGUAGUCGAGGUUGGAUCGCAAGUGACACGAUUCAAAGUCGGUAACCGCGUGAUCGGUCAAGCUGUGGGAAAGGACGAAAAGCGCAAUACCGAUGCCGAGGGAGCGUUCCAGCUCUAUGUGGUGCUACUGGACCACAUGACAUCGCCGAUCCCAGAUUCAAUGUCUUAUGAAGAUGCAUGUGUGCUUCCGCUAGCCGUCUCGACCGCCGCUUGUGGCCUCUUCCAGACAGAUCAGCUUGGACUCCAACUCCCUUCCGCCAGUUCCAAGGACAAGGGCGAGACCUUGCUAGUCUGGGGCGGCUCAACCAGUGUGGGUUGCAGUGCUAUCCAGCUCGCUGUGAGUGCUGGAUAUGAAGUCUACGCGACGGCUUCACCACAUAAUUUCGACUACUUGAAGAAGCUAGGUGCGGCUCAGAUUUUCAACUACAAGAGCAAGACGGUCGUGAAUGAGAUCGUUAAAGCUUUCCAGGGAAAAAAGGCGGCUGGUGCUAUUUGCAUCGCUUCUAGUGGAACAGAGCGAUGCUUGGAUAUCCUGGCUCGGUGCGACGGGAAGAAAUUUGCGUCCUUAGCUGCCUACCCGGUUCCUGACAAGGUUCCCGCUCAUUUCCCAAUGUUGCAAACCAUGUUCAUGUUUCUGACUCGCAGCUUGGUCUAUUGGUGUAAAUCCAAAACCAUGGGCGUCAACUACAACUUUAUCUUUGCGACCUCUCUCAUCGAAAAUGGGAUCGGAAAAGCUGUUUAUGAGGGUUAUUUGCCUCAGGCUCUGCAGGACGGUAGGUUUUUGGCGUCUCCAGAGCCAGUUGUGACAGGAAAUGGGUUGGAAAGGAUCCAGGAUGCCCUAGAUUACCAUAAGGCUGGAGUGUCUGCCAAGAAAGUGGUUGUUUCUCUGAAAGACUGA
This is a messenger RNA of Penicillium maclennaniae, 1116 nucleotides long. Its product is annotated as zinc-binding alcohol dehydrogenase family protein. The record is from RefSeq and is a predicted model, not a curated record. Gene Ontology annotation, molecular function: oxidoreductase activity, acting on NAD(P)H. Lineage: Eukaryota; Fungi; Ascomycota; Eurotiomycetes; Eurotiales; Aspergillaceae. The transcript has a single exon. Bases 1 to 1116 code for a protein of 371 amino acids.